Messenger RNA from Saccostrea cuccullata (small rock oyster), 2594 nucleotides. RefSeq lists its product as uncharacterized. The coding region runs from base 129 to 1796 and encodes 555 amino acids. NCBI's taxonomy places the organism in Eukaryota, Metazoa, Mollusca, Bivalvia, Ostreida, Ostreidae. Gene Ontology annotation, biological process: receptor-mediated endocytosis. Gene Ontology annotation, molecular function: protein binding; hormone binding. Gene Ontology annotation, cellular component: apical plasma membrane; plasma membrane; signaling receptor complex. The record is from RefSeq and is a predicted model, not a curated record. The transcript is spliced from 5 exons.
CGCUAGAGGUCGCAAUUGAUAUAACUUCCGUUAUUUGGUGGAUUGUGAUUUACAUCGACAUGAGUCAUGACCAUGAUUAAAAACAGAGACCACAUUAACAAGAGAAGAUUAAGAAAGAAAAGCAAGAUAUGACAGUACACACAAGUGUUCUUCUUUUGUUUGUACUCUGGACUCAUGUUCUUCAUGUAUUGACCCAGAGCUACCCAAUCAUCCACCCCAGCCAAAGCAUAGAGGUGGAGGAGGGGCAGAAUCUGGAGGUGCGGUGCAGCAUCGGCACCACAGAGGGGCCACCUAAAGCCCUGUACUGGAGGGGAGUGUGGAAGUCUGAGGAAGAGAUCCAUCAGCAGUGGACAGAUAACUUCACACGAACCCUGGUCCUCAGGAACAUCACAGGAAAAGAUGCUGGCAUCUACCAGUGUUUCUACAACAGCUCCACAGUACAAACAAAGAAAGGGCUAUCCAUCCGAGUUAUUUCAAAAUUGGCAACAGGUGCUCGAUGCCAUAGUAAAGAGUUUCUGUGCGAGACCAGUGGAGUCUGUAUAACUAUGGAGAAACGCUGCGACAAACAGGAAGACUGCACUGAUGGUUCAGAUGAAAGGAACUGCCAGUAUGCUAAAUGCUUGGACAUGUUUAUCUGUCAGAACCAGCACUGUAUCAACAAGACACUGGUCUGUGACAGUCUCCAUAUCAACCACUGCGGGGAUUGGUCUGAUGAAUACUGUCUCAUCACAGACUAUCAGUUCCCCAAAACAGAGGUGAUUAAUGCUACCACCAACCAGCCAAAUGAUGAGACCCAGAUGUCCUGGCUCAAGACAACCGUCUACGCAGUGAUUGGCUGUACGGUCGGCACCGUCCUGUUGAUUUCAGUAAUCGUUAUUAUCGUCUUCAGGUUCAGAAUGAAGAGUUCACUCCGAAGCACGGAGAGGGCCCUCCGACGUUAUCAUAUGACCGUGAACAGUAGAACACAGCAGGACAAUAAUCAGAAUUCAAUAGAAAUGGACCCUUUCUUAUCUUCAUCAGCAACGUAUGGAAACAUCAUUGUAAAUGUGAAUAAUGGUGUACAAUAUAUUCCUAGGAGUGACUUCUCGCCUAUUGGGGUGCCUCCAUCUUAUUCUGAUGUGGAGAGGGAGAUGAAUAUUAAUAGAGGAUCUCCCCCUCCCACAUACAGUACAAUAGAUAGAAACCCUCCCAGGGAGGUUAUAAACUUCAACAAUUACAUUAUACAUGACUCUUCCAUUGCCAGUGCAUGUGCCACUUGCUUGCCAUCUUUAUCUCGAGAUUCUUCCAUUUUAUCAGAAUCAGAACUUUGUGUACAACCAGCUAGACCCGUGAAUAAUUUGUGUAGUGAUCAGCAAACAAGAGUUAUGUCUAACACGUGUAGCGUGUCUGUGCAGACGACUAAUGAUGACUCGGAGGCUGGUGAUGGACAGAGGGCAGCCAUGUCCUGUCGAUGCCAGGCUCUGUCUGUGCAGAAUGGAGAAAUUGUGUUAAGAGAUUCAAACGCUUUAACAGAAGAUCAGGAAUCGGGUCAGUCACAAACCCCUCACACAGAAUGUUCAUCUUGUGUCAGGGUGUGUCAGCUGGAUGUCCAGGGUGGUGCUAUUGUAUUGACCAGUCAACAUUUAAACAGUGACCCAGUGAAUAGAACAUCUGAGGAAGGCCAGGAGGAUAACAGAAAUGAUAGCGGCCUGGUUCCUCCCGAGUCGGGCCCUGCCCUGAUACAAGUGGAGGGGGGAGAGAUCGUACUGAGAGAGAAUCCACCAACAAUAAACUCAUCAUCGCAAGAAACGGGGUAACCCACCAAAACUGUAAAAAUUAGCAAGCCACCAACAAUACCUGCAACAUUUUUAAAAACAGGGGAAGCAACCCACCAAAUUAACUGCAGAAAAGAGAAAGCAACCCUCCAACGAUGAAGAAUAUUUCCUUAGUCACAAAAUUUAGUUGUCAAGGAUAAGUCUGAAACUGACAAAUCACAAAUCAAAAAUGUCACGGAAAAUAGUUGGUUUACAGUAUCUACAGCAACAUUAAAGCAAACAGAGGGAACAAUUCAGGAACUAUAAUUUCUAAAUUACAGUUACGUGAAAUAGAAGAAACAACCCAUAGACAAAUAAUUGAAACAUCUUGUAACAGAUGGAGGCAAGUGUUUCAGCACAGCAUUUUAAUGUUCAGUAUGGUGAAGUACUGAAGUAAAACAUAGACAUGAUAAUUAAUGUGUCUCCUUAAAGCAUUUGUACUGAAAUGUAUAUAAGGUAAAAAAUGGAAAUAAAGAGUUUUUAAAUGGGAUAAAAAUGGAAAUGAUAAUUCUAUUUGAAGAAAAGGUACAUGUAUUUGGAAAUAUUCAAAUGGCUCUUUCAACACUAGUUUUUGAAAAUGCCAUAUAUUUUAGCCACCUGUGAUAUAGCAAAGUCAAAUAAGUAAGUGAAAUAGAUAUUGGUUGUAUGAUAAUACCAGGUAGUGACUUUUGUCAUUGUAUUAUGUUUAUAGUAUCAUGAAUGUAAUUGUUGUUAACUUGUUAGAGAUAUAUGUGUAGUUUAAAUCACAAACAAUUUUCAUUUUUACAAAAUUUGCUGAAAUUUUCAAAGAACAAGUCUGUA